This is a messenger RNA of Exophiala aquamarina CBS 119918, 1050 nucleotides long. RefSeq lists its product as uncharacterized. Gene Ontology annotation, molecular function: 3-beta-hydroxy-Delta5-steroid dehydrogenase (NAD+) activity. Gene Ontology annotation, biological process: steroid biosynthetic process. The record is from RefSeq and is a predicted model, not a curated record. Lineage: Eukaryota; Fungi; Ascomycota; Eurotiomycetes; Chaetothyriales; Herpotrichiellaceae. The transcript is spliced from 4 exons. Bases 1 to 1050 code for a protein of 349 amino acids.
AUGGCUGCAAACAAAGACUUCGCAUUGCCCCAAGGUUCGACUGUUCUGGUUACUGGAUCCAAUGGCUUUCUGGGGGCUCAUAUCGUGGACCAAUUCUUGAAAAUAGGAUACAAGGUCCGAGCUACAGUGCGGGAUGCCAACAAAGACUCCUGGAUGUCCGAUCAUUUCGACAACUUGUAUGGAAAGGGAAAAUUCAAGCUCGUUGCGGUACCUCAAAUGGAGGUAGAUGGAGCAUUCGACGAAGCCAUUAAAGGGGUCGACGUGUUCAUGCACUCUGCUGCCACGAUGUUGUUUGACAACGAAGCAAGCCUGAUCAUUCCUGUCACAAUUGCUGGAGCACUCAACGCCAUAAAGGCGGCGUAUAAAGAGCCUAGCGUCAAUAGAUUUGUCCUCACGUCUUCUUCCGCUGCUGCCGUCGGCAUACUGUACAACGAUAUCACAGUGGUCGAAGAUUCUUGGAAUGAGCGGGCUGUUCAGCGGGCAUGGGCCGAUCCACCCUAUGAAGAAGCUCGACCUUUACUAGUAUACGAAGCCAGUAAAACACAGGCUGAGCAAGCGGUAUGGGAAUUCCAUAAGGAGAAUCACCGCAACCGACCCGACUUAGUUGUGAACACAGUUUUGCCCAACCUCAUCUUUGGACGACCAGUGAGCCCUAGGAAUCAGGGCUAUCGUACAAGCAGUGGAAUGAUAGCUGAUUUAUGGAAAGGAGAAUUAACACCAUCCCAUUACGCGAUCACAAGACAAUACUUUGUCGAUGUCGAAGACGCUGCUGCUCUGCACGUAGCCGCGGGCUUGCUGCGACACAUCCAGAGCCAGCGCAUCUUCGCCUACGGAGGUCGCUUCAGCUGGGACUCAGUGCUGGAGAUAAUGCGAAAAUUGGAUCGUAACUUGAAGAAUCCUCUCCCCGAAAAUUUCUCUGGUGGAUCAGACCCCAACGAGAUCGAACCUCGUCCAAAGGCUGAGAAGUUAUUAAGGGACUUAGGACGUCCCGGAUGGACGUCUUUGGCGGCCUCGAUUGCCGCAAAUGUUGAAGCAAUCACUGACACGUGA